Messenger RNA from Zasmidium cellare ATCC 36951, 966 nucleotides. RefSeq lists its product as uncharacterized. Gene Ontology annotation, molecular function: dihydroneopterin aldolase activity. The coding region runs from base 1 to 966 and encodes 321 amino acids. Lineage: Eukaryota; Fungi; Ascomycota; Dothideomycetes; Mycosphaerellales; Mycosphaerellaceae. The transcript is spliced from 2 exons. Gene Ontology annotation, biological process: folic acid-containing compound metabolic process. The record is from RefSeq and is a predicted model, not a curated record. Gene Ontology annotation, cellular component: cytoplasm.
AUGGCCUCACCCACCACGCACCCCCUCAACACCGACAGCGUACCCCGCGACACAAUAACCCUCACCAACCUUCAACUCCCCCACGGCAUAACCGCCCCUGACGUCUGGGGAAAACCCAAAGAACAGCCCGCGCUCAUCUCCCUCUCGCUGCAACUCCAAGGCCGGGGCUUCGGGACCGCGGCGCAGGGCGACAAGUUAGAUGACUCGACGAUUCACUAUGGCGAACUCGCGAAGAAGAUCCGGGCUGGGUGUGUGGAGGGGCAGACGGCGGGGGAGUUGGGCGGGGUGGUGGAGGGGUGUGUGUUGGAGAUGGGGAUGAAAGAUGGUGGGAAGAGGUUUAUUGUGGCGCGGGCGGAGGUGGAGGUGCGUUUGCCUAAGGCGAGUAUGUUUGGGGAUGGAGGGGUGACGCUCACGACGAGCACGGCGUAUGAUGGGGCGGGGAAGGUGGUGGGGGUCGGGAGGGUGUUUGGGGUGAAGGGGAUUAAGGUCAUGACGUUGAUUGGGGUGAAUGGGUAUGAGCGGAGUCAGAAGCAGCCGUUGGUGGUGAGUGUGUUGUUGCAUUUGAGGAGUGAGGUGCAGAGUACGGGGUCGGGGGAGACGGUGGCGUUGUUUAAUUUGGAGCAGACGCUUGUGCAGAUCAUCCAAGAUACCUCGUUCGAGACGCUCGAGACGCUGGCGGAUUUCACGGUGGUGCAGCUGAGGAAGAAGAUGCUGGAUUCGGUGUUGCCUGGGACAAGAGUGCAGUUGAGGAUUGAGAAGCCUAGGGCUAUUGCGUGGGCAGAUGCUCCAGCUGUUGAAGUGCUGCGAGAUGUGCCGUCGAAGAGGUCGAGCAAUGUCGUCAGUACAGGUCAGGGGAAAGCAAGAGAGGGCAGUCGUCCUGCUACGGCAACGUCAUCCACAUUGGAGAGGAGAGACAUGGCUGGCCCAAAAGAGAGGUUGAGCAUCAUCAAGCCGUACAGUGGCUGA